AUGGUAAGAGUAACCUUUUAUUAUAAAGGACUCUACAGCAUUUUUAUGUGUAAAAAUGGAAUAUUUUAAGAAAUAGUAGUUGAUGAUGAUAGUCCAUGUCAUGUUUAAGGAGGUCCAAUAUUUUCAAGAGCCAAUGGAAAUAACCUUUGGAUGGUUCUUUUAGAAAAGGUUUAUGCUAAAAUAUAUGGAUCUUACAGGUAUUUUAGUGGAGAUUUUAAAAUUUUAUAGGGAGAUCAAUAUUAGAAUAUUGUUUACAAUUUAAGAAUGGCAAAGAUAGUAAUUAAUUGAAUGUACUAUAAAAUUGAAUCAGGUUUGGUAAGUUAUGCAUUAAAGGAUUUAACUGGAGCACCAUGUGAAUAUUUUAUCAGAGUAGGGAAAAUGAUAAAAGCGGCUGAUUAAUGUUGUGAUUUCAUCGAAAAAAAUAAUAAAUUAAAUUACAAUUUUGGCAGCAUCUUCAGAAAUAACUAAUUAAUAAAUUGAAUAAGAUAAUGAAGAUGGAAUAGUAACUUAGCAAAGCUAUUAAAUUUUAGAUGAAUAAAGAGUUACUGCACCAAGAUAGAAUUAUCAAGAUCAGAAAUGUAAAAAUAUAUAUAUAUAAUAAGUUUGUAUAAUUUUGGGGUAGAAAUAAUUUGACAAGAGACUGGAAUGAUAAUUCUGAGAAAUAAACAGAUGAAUUAAAAUAGAGAUUGCAAGUUUCUUAUUAAGAUAAUUGAGAUUUCUGGAUGAAAGUUAAAGAUUUUAUGAUGAGUUCGGUUAAGUUUGUGUUUGCAAAUUUUAACCAGAUUAUAUAUACACAGAUAUACCUCGGUAGGUUGAAAAAUCAGAGAUUAUUACUACAAAGGGGAUUAUAAUGAGAGUUUAUGAGUAAUCUUAUGUAUUUAUUUCUUUAACUCAAUAAGAUUUGGGCUUUUUCUAAAAAAGUCAUUAAGACUCUUUGGCUAGAUUGAUAAUAGGAUAAUUAGAUAAUAGUACAAAGGAGAUAUUAAAUUAUUCAGGUUCUGUUUAUGAUGUUGAGAGGGAUAUGGUUGUUGAAAAUGAAUUUGAACCUGGAUUUUACCUAUUAAAUGUUGAAGUAGAUUGGUCCUAGAACUAUAAUCGAUAUUUAGCAGUUUCUUGUUAUGUUUCUAAAUCAGUUUAAUUUUCUGAAUUGUAGUUUGAAUCAGGUCAAAGAAAACAAAUAAUUGAUAAUAUUUUUAAGAGCAUAUGUCAGAUGCACCAAAUUAAAAUAAAAAUGUUGAAUAAUAACACAGAUGAUAAAUAAAUUAUUUAUAGCAAACCUUUUCACAAUCCUUUUGUAUUAAAUAUCUAAAAUAUCUAUACUGCUUCUGAUACCCUCAAAAACAAAUUUUUUAAUACCUUUAAUUAAAUCAAUAAAUCAGUAAUGAAGAUUUAAAAAGAUAAUAAAAAAUUUAUGAUCCAUACUCUGACAGAAAUAAAAUAUGUUUCAGAGAGUUUUUUUAUUUAUUUUAAGGGAAAUUAUGAAAUAAAAUCAAAUUUUGAGAUUUAAAAUUGA
Molecule: messenger RNA, 1513 nt
Organism: Paramecium sonneborni
Lineage: Eukaryota; Ciliophora; Oligohymenophorea; Peniculida; Parameciidae
Source: the annotation of a GenBank genome assembly